GGGUUAGAGCUCAGACCGAACACUGUCCUCCUGCCAGACUGUCUGUCCUCCAGUCCUCCUGUCUGUCCUCCUGUCUGUCCUCCAGUCCUCCAGUCUGUCCUCCAGUCCUCCUGUCUGUCCUCCAGUCCUCCUGUCUGUCCUCCAGUCCGUGGGUUUGCCGCCUGUUGUCUCCAGUGGAUUACUGACACGAACAAAGUGGGACACUGGAGUCCAUUUAUGGCCAUGACAUGGACACGUGCAUUCCUGUUCCUCCUGGUGCUGCUGAACACAUGUAACCUGUUAACGGCAGACUGUUGGGAUUACUUCAUUAUAAAGGAAUGGCCUUCCAUCAAAAUCUCUCUGGAAAAUCUGACCCAAACCGUCCCAGUGGUUAAAGGUCCAACCUUAAAUGCCACAGUCAGGUGCACUUUGGAAAAAGAGAAAUCUAAAAGAGAUGUGGAUCACUUUCUGAAUGACUGUUUUAGCACAAACGAGAAUAUUCCAUGUGAAAAUGAAACAUUUGGUGAACUGUAUUUCUUCCACUUCAUGUGUCUGAUGGCCCAGGCCAUCAACGUGACCCUGCAAGGAUGUGACUAUGGAAUGUUGCAGCAGAUUUCCUCUUCUUUCGGUCCAACAACAACAGCAACAGCGACAACAGCAACAACAACAACAAUGACAACAACAACAACAACAACAACAGAAUUACUGUCACCAACAACAAAGACAUUGGAAACAACAGUGACAUUGUGUUCAUCAGCGUCUUCAUCAGUGGUGUCGUCUUCCACAUCAGUCCAACCAACACCCACAACAGCAGCAGAGUCAAAGACAACACUGACUCACAGCAAUGAAGAUGGACAAGUCGACAAACAGGAAGAUGGACCAAGAACCAGUGAUUGUGAAAGACUGAAUGUAACUCUGCAGAUCCUGGUGUCUGUGUUGGGGACGGUGGUCCUGGUCCUGGUCCUGCUCCUGUAUGUGCUCUGCAAACACCGAAGACAGCAGAGACAAAGACCAACACACAUGGACACGGGUGCAGAUGUGCUGAUGAACUGCGCUGAUGGGGACCCUUCACAGUCCCAGCCAAACUCAUCAGGGACAGACGCAGACGCAGACGCAGACGCAGACGCAGAGCAGACGAGCAGGCUGAUGCAGGAUCCCGCCCUCAGACCAGAUGCAGUUACUGAAGAAAAGGAUCUUGGAAACGGACGAGUGGCGUCGAACAGCUGUGAAGUGUAACCCAGACUGUGAGGAGGAGCCGCUCUUGGCUCGUCGUCCGUUGUGUGGUUGAACUCCUACUGUGUGGUUUGUAAAUGUCUUCAGGUCCACAUGAGGGAGAACAGGCUCUGAGGGUUAAAGUUUGACUUCAGCGACGGAGGCAAGAACCAACAAGACACGGCAGGUUUGUCCUCUGCGCCCGGAGGCCAGCGCCCAUCCAGACGCAGACUCGCUUUAGUCCACGUCAAAGACAAACCCAGUGUGACGAAGGGAGCAGCUGCCCUUCAGAUCACCACAUUAGCUUUGAGUUCUGGAUAUGUGCUCCAGAACCACAACAGACCUGAUGGCCAAUCCAAAGUCCAGCACCCAGGAAAAGACGGCACCGGUUCCAGGAUACAUGUUGGAUUAGAGACGACCGAUGAAGUAAAACACAAAAAAAAGAGAGAGAGAGAGAGAGAGAGAGAGAGAGAGAGAGAGAGAGAGAGUGAG
This is a messenger RNA of Sphaeramia orbicularis (orbiculate cardinalfish), 1683 nucleotides long. RefSeq lists its product as uncharacterized. The record is from RefSeq and is a predicted model, not a curated record. The transcript is spliced from 14 exons. Lineage: Eukaryota; Metazoa; Chordata; Actinopteri; Kurtiformes; Apogonidae. The coding region runs from base 217 to 1215 and encodes 332 amino acids.